Caretta caretta (loggerhead turtle) is the source of this 2253-nucleotide messenger RNA. It is a transcript of the gene NAALADL1, whose product is annotated as N-acetylated alpha-linked acidic dipeptidase like 1. NCBI's taxonomy places the organism in Eukaryota, Metazoa, Chordata, Testudines, Cheloniidae. The record is from RefSeq and is a predicted model, not a curated record. Gene Ontology annotation, molecular function: carboxypeptidase activity.
AUGAGCUGGCUGAAGAUCCUAGGGGUCGUGAUCGUGGGGGCCCUGCUGCUGACGGUCGGAAUUCUGUUGGGCCACUUCGCCAUCCCCAAAGCGGGGAAUGGCCAGGGGGCACCCAGCCAGGGGAUGCCUAACUGGGUGCAGACCGUGGGCCGGGAUCUGAAUGAAUCCCUGCUGCAGAGCUUCAUGGAUCAGGUGGAAAGCGGGAAGAUCCGGGAGAAUCUGAAGACCCUGGCCUCCCAGCCCCACAUGGCUACAACUAAGGGGGAUGAGGAGCUUGUGAAGCUGCUGCUGAGCCGCUGGCAGGACCCGCAGAUUGGUCUGGACAGCACCAGCGAGGACGUGUAUGGCGCAUUCCUGUCCUUCCCUGACCCACAGAGACCCAACAGCGUGGCCGUGGGUGUGUGGGCAAGUGAGGGCUGGAUCUUCUCAACCCGGCGCAGCGAGAAGGAAGUGACAGCGGACCAGGCCCAUGCAGAUGUGGUUCAGCCCUAUGCUGCCUACGCCCCCCCUGGGAACCCCAGGGGGAGGCUGGUCUAUGCCAACCAGGGCAAGCGCAGUGAUUACCAGGAGCUGGUCAACCUGGGCAUCAACCUGAAUGGCACCAUCGCCAUCACCCGCUAUGGGGGGGCUGACCGUGCUGCCAAGGCAGUGAACGGGGCAGAGUUUGGUGUAGCUGGCGUGGUGGUGUAUACAGACCCUGCAGACAUCAAUGAUGGGCGGGCAUCCGAGGAGGAGACCUACCCCAACUCCUGGUACUUGCCCCCCUCCGGUGUGGAGCGGGGCUCUUACAAUGGGUACUUCGGGGACCUGCUUACGCCCUACUAUCCUGCCAAAGAAUUCACCUACAGAAUCAAGGAGUCAGAGAUCCAGGGGAUCCCGCCAAUCCCAACUCAGCCAAUUGGCUUUGAAGACGCCCAGACACUAAUCUGUAACCUGUCUGGCCCUGUGGCUCCUGCGUCCUGGCAGGGCUCUCUGGGCUGCUCCUAUCCUGUGGGACCAGGAUUCCGCACAGGGGGGCUGUUUCCCAACACCAGUGAUGUCCAGGUCAACGUCUACAACCAGCGAGUCAUCAAGAAUUCCUCCAACGUGAUGGGGUUCAUCCGGGGCAGUGAGGAACCUGACAGGUAUGUCUUGUACGGCAACCACCGAGACAGCUGGGUGCACGGAGCCAUCGACCCGAGCAGUGGGACGGCUGUCAUGCUGGAGAUCACCCGCGUGCUGGGCAAGAUGCUGAAAGAAGGGAAGUGGCGCCCCAGAAGGUCCAUUAUCUUUGGCAGCUGGGGGGCUGAGGAGUUUGGUCUGAUCGGCUCCACCGAGUACACGGAGGAAUUCUACAGCAAACUGCGGGACCGGAGCGUGGCCUACAUCAACGUGGACAUCUCUGUCUUCGCCAACGCCACCCUGAGAGCCCAGGGGACACCGCCUGCCCAGAGUGUCAUCUUUGCAGCUGCCAAGCAGGUCCAGACCCCGGCCAGUUCCUCCAUGUCCGUCUAUGACAACUGGAGAAACCACUUCAACCGCAUCAGCCCCAGCUACGGCGUCAUCCCCAACUUAGGGUCCCUGGGUGCCGGGAGCGACUAUGCCUCCUUCAUCCAUUACCUAGGCAUCACCUCCAUGGACAUCGCCUACACCUAUGACAGGAACAAGACAUCUGCUCGGAUUUACCCUGCCUACCACACGGCCUUCGAUACCUUUGACUAUGCUGACAGGUUCAUCGACCCAGGGUUCACCAGCCACCAGGCCGUGGCCCGGACAGUCGGCAACGUGCUGCUACGGCUGGCCGACAGCCUCGUCCUCCCCCUUAAUGUGAGCGACUAUGGAGAGAAGCUGGAUGAGCUGUACAGUGCGGCCGCCCAGGGGGACUUCCUGGCCAACCUCACUGCCAACAAUCUCUCUCUUGACCCUUUGAAGGCUGCGAUUGGUCAGUUCAAAUCGGUGGCUGCUGACUUCAACCAGCGAAUAACGAAACUGAAGGAGGAGGAGUCUCCCAGUCCUCUCCAGAUCCGGAUGGUGAAUGACCAAAUAAUGCUGCUGGAAAGGGCCUUCCUCAACCCCCAGGCCUUCCCCAACAAAUACUAUUACAGCCACGUGAUCUGGGCAUCCAAAUCCUCUGACCAGGCCACCUUCCCAGGACUGGCCGACGCCUACACCAGUGCCCUGGAGACAGGGGACUGGGACCAAGUCCAGAAGCACCUCACCAUCGUCGUGCAGGCUGUGGAGAGUGCUGCCUCCACCCUGGAAGCCGUGGCCUAA